AGUCUGGGAGGAAGGGAACUAGUUUACAUAAUUCAUUAUAAUGAAUAUUCACUGUGAACCGUUUAGCAUCAGAACAGCACAGAUUUAAUUGUGUUUAAAUCAAAUUUGGUUUUUACUUAAUUAAAGCGAAAUUGUAGUCAAUGGAUUUCACAAAAAUCAGUGACAAACUUAUACCGGCUAAUUACCUCAAGUUGGCGGUGGAAUCUCAAAGGCCCAAGGAGAUACGAAUCAAAGAACUCUUGGAGAAGCGUAAAUUACCAGAAGAUGGCUGGAGCGAUGAUUUAAUUGAACUGGUGGUACAACAACUUUCGGCACUGGAUUCGAAUAACUUUUCCCAUAAUGUUGGUCUGGGGGAGAGAGAAGCUCGCAUUGUUUGUGACUUAGUUGCCAAACGUCACUAUAGCCUUGGUCAUGGCAUUGGCAGAUCUGGAGACUUGCUAGAAGCUCAACCCAAAGCUGUUGGCUCCUCCAUAUUGGGGCAACUGACAAAUGCCUUACUGCUAGAUCUAAUACAUUGCAUGGGUAUACAAAGCUGUAAAAGUUGUUUCCUGGUACCCAUGGCCACGGGGAUGACGUUAACGUUGUGUUUUUUAAGUUUACGCAAGCUGAGGCCCAAAGGAAAAUAUAUACUUUGGUCACGUAUAGAUCAAAAAUCCUGUUUUAAAAGUAUGACAACAGCUGGCUUCACGCCAAUUGUUAUUAACACCCAGCGAAAAGACAACGAAGAUGGUUUAUCGACAAAUUUACAUGAAUUUGAAACACGGAUUGGUGAACUCAAUAAUGAAGAGAUUUUAUGUAUUAUGUCCACUACCAGUUGUUUUGCCCCACGGAACUGUGAUGAUAUUAUAAAGCUAGCGGAAAUGGCAAAACAUCACAAUCUACCUCACAUAGUUAACAAUGCUUAUGGUCUUCAAAGUACUUAUAUCUGUCAUCAAUUGCAACAGGGUCAGAGGACGGGGAGGAUUGAUUUGAUCGUACAGAGCACCGAUAAAAAUCUUCUGGUACCAGUUGGUGGGGCCAUUGUGGCUGGAUUUGAUGAGGCAAUGGUACACAAUGUGGCAAAAUCGUAUGCAGGUCGUGCCUCAGCUUCACAAUCUUUGGAUGUAUUCAUGACUCUGCUCUCACUUGGCAAGCAUGGUUAUCUACAGCUCUGCAAAGAUCGUAAACAGCAUUUCAAUGAAUUAAAAGAAAAUCUGGAAACACUUGCAAAGAAAUACAAUUGCAAACUAUUGGAGACCAAAGGCAAUCCUAUAUCGUUGGCUUUAUGUUUCGAUGGUUUGUCGGUGGAUCAACCAACCAAAUUGGGUUCAAUGCUUUAUACACGCGGUGUUUCGGGUACAAGAGUUGUGGCGCCAGGUCCAACUAAAACCAUAGAUGGAUAUGAAUUUAAAAAUUGGGGUACACAUGAAGAUCUGGAAAGAUCUCCAUAUCUGACAGCGGCAGCCUCCAUUGGCAUCACCAGCAAAGAUAUAAAUGUAUUUAUUAAAAAAUUAACAGAGUUAUUAGAAACAUUAAAAGGUGAUAAAUAGAGAACAUCUUUGGGACAAUAGAAAUGCAAUCAAUUUUUGAAAUCAAUAAAAUCCGAGAGCAGUGAA
Molecule: messenger RNA, 1595 nt
Organism: Musca domestica (house fly)
Lineage: Eukaryota; Metazoa; Arthropoda; Insecta; Diptera; Muscidae
Product: O-phosphoseryl-tRNA(Sec) selenium transferase
Exons: 5
Coding region: 141-1529 (462 amino acids)
Biological process (GO): conversion of seryl-tRNAsec to selenocys-tRNAsec; selenocysteine incorporation
Molecular function (GO): O-phosphoseryl-tRNA(Sec) selenium transferase activity; tRNA binding
Source: RefSeq, a predicted model, not a curated record